Molecule: messenger RNA, 2106 nt
Organism: Ilyonectria robusta
Lineage: Eukaryota; Fungi; Ascomycota; Sordariomycetes; Hypocreales; Nectriaceae
Product: Endonuclease/exonuclease/phosphatase
Exons: 2
Coding region: 1-2106 (701 amino acids)
Biological process (GO): nuclear-transcribed mRNA poly(A) tail shortening
Cellular component (GO): cytoplasm; nucleus; CCR4-NOT complex
Molecular function (GO): protein binding; poly(A)-specific ribonuclease activity
Source: RefSeq, a predicted model, not a curated record
AUGUAUUCCCAGAACCAUCAGCAGGCCCAUAAUGGCCGGCUGAAUGGUGCUGGGCGAGGAAUACCGAACUUGCUUUAUAACUAUCAACACACCCAACACCAGCAUCCUGCCCAGACGCAACAUCACCAAGGUCUUCAACAUGACCAUGGCCUACCCAACACCAACGGCCUCGCCCAUCAUUCGUCCUUUGCCACGGGUGUACUCUCCAAUUCUCCCUUCAAUGCAAACGCCCUUCAGAACGGUCACUCGUCAAACGGAAGGGGUGGACAAGUUCCCCAGAACGAGAUGUGGCAGGAGCAAUUGCGAAUGCACAAGGAGGCAGAACGAGCCCAUGCUGCCAUGACCGAUCAACAACAACCGCACUACUAUGCUAGGCUUAAGGCGUCGGAGAACAGGGGAAUUGGCGGCCCUCCCCCCACGACUAUCCGAGCCCAGGCUGACGGCGAGGACGACCCGGCUGAUAGAAGGCGGCCAUGGGUCGUGGACAAGGACUUGACCCGACAAGACUGGCACAACAUGGAUAUGAGUGGCCAGGGUCUGCGGAACCUAGCCCCGGAGCUAUUCAAGUACCAGUUCUUGAACGAGCUCUACAUCGCGUCCAACAAACUCACCCGCCUGCCCAAAGAGAUUGGCGAGCUUCGACAACUGCGCCACCUCGAUGCCUCUUACAACCAAAUCUCCGAGCUGCCCCCAGAGCUUGGCAUGUGUACCUACCUCAAGCAGUUGUUGCUAUUCAACAACAAUAUCCAAGAGUUACCCUUUGAGCUUGGCUCACUUCACCUCCUAGAAAUGUUGGGCAUCGAGGGUAACCCACUGGAACCGAACGUGAAGCAGGAACUCAUGGAAAAGGGGACCAAGAGCAUGGUCAACGCUCUGAGGGAAGGCGCCCCAAUUCCCCUCCCCCCUGCUCAACGAAAAGAAAUUGUCAUCCAGGAAGACGUCGCGGCCAACCUGGAGACCAUCAAAGUCUUUUCGUGGAAUAUUCUGUGCGAUAAAUAUGCAACGCAGCAGACUUACGGUUAUACUCCCUCUGGCGCUCUCAACUGGGAAUACCGAAAGGACUGCAUCUUGGAUGAGCUUCGCAUCAGGGACGCAGAUUUCUUAACCCUACAGGAGGUGUCUACGGAGGCGUUCAAGGAGGACCUCAGCCCCGAACUCGCCCAAAUGGAUUACAAGGGUGUACACUGGCCCAAGUCCCGUGCCCGGACCAUGUCAGAGAAGGACGCUCUAGGUGUCGACGGUUGUGCCAUCUUCUACAAACAGAGCAAGUUCAUCUUGCUCGACAAGCAGCUUAUUGAGUUCGCCUCCAUCGCCAUCAACCGCCCCGACAUGAAGAACCAGCACGAUGUGUUCAACCGUGUCAUGCCCAAGGACAACAUCGCCGUCAUCUGCUUCUUCGAGUCUCGCCUGACUGGUGCGCGCAUCAUCAUUGUCAACGUGCAUUUAACCUGGGACGCUGCUCUUGCCGACGUCAAGGUCAUUCAGACUGGUAUCCUGAUGGAGCAUGUCACCAAGCUAGCUGAGAAGUACGCAAGGUGGCCUGCAGUCAAGGACAAGAAGAUGAUUGUGCUGCCGACGGACGACGGGACGGCCCCUAUCCCCCAGGCCGAGCCAGGUCCAAGCCAAGAGUACCGAACGAACACGGAAAUUCCUCUCCUGGUUUGCGGCGAUUUCAACUCGACCGAAGACUCGUCAGUCUACGAAUUGAUGGCUAUGGGUCGUGUACCGCCAGACCAUCUUGAGCUCGGCAAGUACCAGUACGGUAGCUUCACUCGAGACGGUAUCGAACAUCCCUUCAGCCUCCGUGACUCGUACGCCCACACCAAGAAAACUGCCGACGAGCUGCCGUUUACGAAUUACACACCCGGUUUCGCCGAUGUCAUUGAUUAUAUCUGGUACUCAACCAACACUCUCGAGGUGGUGGACCUGCUUGGCCCCCCCGACUCAGAAUACAUGAAGCGAGUAGCUGCUUUCCCCACGUGGCACUUCCCAGCCGAUCACAUUCAAAUCAUGUCCCAGUUCGUCAUCAAAGGCCGCAAGGAGAAAAAGCACCACAACAACCCAGAACCCGACUUUGGAGGCGGCUCUGGAACAUCGCGUGGCUAG